AGGUUGGUGGUGAAGACGUGGUGCUCAACAGCACAGCUCAGCUGAUGCACGGCGUGGAGCUCUCCAAGGACCAGACUGGAGUCACCGCUAAGUUCCCGUCCUCCAACAUGACUCUCUUUUUUGAUGGCAACAGCGCACAUGUGGCAGGACUUCCUGAAGCUGUAGAGGGUUUGUGUGGCAGCCCCUCCAACUCCAGUUGGACCACCACCCCGACUGCAGAGAAGUCCUCUUUCAGCCUCCCUGGCUGUGAGAUUCAAUGCCAGGACUCAGUCGACAGCACCAUCAACUGCAACCGCUCCACCGACCACUGUAAUCUCAUGAGGCAGCCUCCCUUCUCCGCCUGUCACGAGCACACCGACCCAGAGCCGUACAUCAGCGCCUGCUCACACACUCUGUGCAGAUACCCGUCAGUGGAUGGGGUCGGCUGCAACUUUUUGGAGGCUUACGCCAAGGCCUGCAGCCUGGAGGCCAACGUGACCCUGGAGGACUGGAGGUCAACUACUGGCUGCUGUAGGACCCUCUUUCACUUUUAUAUUGACAGUCGUUGUGGUUUAAUACACAACUGGAAGUCCCUGU
Molecule: messenger RNA, 576 nt
Organism: Notothenia coriiceps (black rockcod)
Lineage: Eukaryota; Metazoa; Chordata; Actinopteri; Perciformes; Nototheniidae
Product: IgGFc-binding protein-like
Exons: 4
Source: RefSeq, a predicted model, not a curated record